Calidris pugnax (ruff) is the source of this 1526-nucleotide messenger RNA. Its product is annotated as corticosteroid 11-beta-dehydrogenase isozyme 1-like. The coding region runs from base 409 to 1242 and encodes 277 amino acids. Gene Ontology annotation, molecular function: steroid binding; 11-beta-hydroxysteroid dehydrogenase (NADP+) activity. The transcript is spliced from 6 exons. Gene Ontology annotation, biological process: steroid catabolic process. Lineage: Eukaryota; Metazoa; Chordata; Aves; Charadriiformes; Scolopacidae. The record is from RefSeq and is a predicted model, not a curated record. Gene Ontology annotation, cellular component: endoplasmic reticulum membrane; intracellular membrane-bounded organelle.
AAUUCUGCAUUUUAACGUAGGACAGGAAAUAUGAAAAGAGCCGGGCAGAACCCAAACAGCACCCUCGGUUAGGCCGAGGGUUCACCAGCUCCAGCGGCAAAUCAAAGGGUUUGCUUCCCUUAUCCAUCCUCCCGAGAUUUUUCCAGUGCUUUGGAAGUUGCAGUUCCUUCGCUCACAGGUUUUUAAGGAUUGGCAUUGCCGCUUCCCUCUGGAGCAGCUCUGCAGAGGGCUUUUUUCCCUCCCUUCUCUUUCAUGCUUUAUUUCCUGACUCCACAGUGGGAUGGGUUGGUUGCAAAAGAUUCUCAUUCCCUUUUUGGGAUUCGUUUUGGCCUUCUGGUUUUAUUCUGCGAGGGAUAAUUUCAAACCGGCAUUUGGAUAAAUUAAAUCCCCGUGCCUUGGUCCCCAGAGAUGCUGAAAGGGAAGCGGGUGAUCGUCACCGGGGCGAGCAGCGGGAUUGGAGAGCAGAUGGCGUAUCACCUGGCACGGAUGGGGUCCCACAUCCUCAUCACAGCUCGGACGGAGGCCAAGCUACAGAAAGUGGUGGAGCGGUGCCUGGAGCUGGGGGCAGCCUCGGCGCGGUACGUCAGCGGCACCAUGGAGGACAUGGCCUUCGCCGAGCACGUGGUGAAGGAGGCAGAGACCUCGCUGGGAGGCCUAGACAUGCUGAUUCUUAAUCACGUCGGCGCGUCGUACUUCGGUUAUUUCAAUGGGGACGUUGGGCACGUGCGGAAGCUCCUAGAGAUCAACUUCCUCAGCUACGUGGCCAUGACCGUGUCCGCCCUGCCCAUGCUGAAACAGAGUGAGGGCAGCAUCGUCGUGGUUUCAUCCAUGGCAGGUAAAGUCGGGUUUCCCUUUACGGUCCCCUACUCUGCAACUAAGUUUGCCUUGGAUGGAUUUUUCAGCUCCCUGAGGCAGGAAUUCACCAUUCAGAGCAUCAAUGUUUCCAUCACACUCUGCAUCCUUGGCUUCAUCGAUACCGAGAGCGCGGUCCGCGCCGCCGCCGACCUGCUGCUGGUGGCGCCGGCGCCUCGCGCCGAGUGCGCGCUGGAGAUCCUGAGGGGGGCGGCGCUGCGCCGGCGCGAGCUCUACUACCGCUAUGGGGCCACCCGCCUCCCGCUCCUCCUGCGCGACUGGGCCGCCGAGCUGCUCGACUACCUGGUGCGGAGCCGGUACCGGCUGGACCGACUGAGGAAGAACCCCCCCGACACCACUCCUCUCGGUACCGCUCCCCCCGCCAACUGAAGCCGGCCUUACCGGCGGCGGCCGCCGGCUCGGGGAGGGUCGCUCCGCCGGUACAACACCCUCCUCUGCCGGCGGAGAAGGGGCCGCGCAGCCGCUCCGCCCCGUCCCGCCGCUUUGCGCUUCCCAAACUCGCCAGAUUUCGGCGUUUUAGCAGAUGGCAGCGGCUCCGGGCGCGGAAGAGGAGGGUUAGGCUACCCCCCCCCCCACCCCGAGCCGCCGUGUCCCGCCUGGACGGGCCCGUCCCCAGCCCCGGACCAGGGAAAAGUAGUUACAAACUUAAUUAG